Miscanthus lutarioriparius is the source of this 654-nucleotide messenger RNA. Lineage: Eukaryota; Viridiplantae; Streptophyta; Magnoliopsida; Poales; Poaceae. The record is from the annotation of a GenBank genome assembly.
AUGCAGGCGCUCCUACUCCCCGCGCGGGCCGCGCCGCCGCCGCCGCCGCUGGCGAUGCUUCGGCAGCGUGCGGUUUCCGCGUCCGCGUGUGCGUCGCAGGUCUGCCGCACCCUACUCAGUGCCUGCGGUUGCUUCAGCUGUGGGGUCCACGGAAGCGCUCGGCGGCACCUCACAGUGGCGGUGGCGGCGGCCCCGUCCUCGUCCUCGCCCUCGCCCUCGUCGGGACCGCUCUACCCGACGCCUCCACCCACCGAGCAGGAGGUGGAGCGGGUCAAGCUCGAGCAGGUUAUGAAGAGACUAGAGAAAACAGCAAGGUAUUUCAAGAAUUUGGGUACCUUUGGGUUCUGGUCCCAGUUGGUGUGCACAAUUGUUUCUGCUGGAAUUUUGGCAUUCUCUACAGUUGUAACGGGGAAGGUGACAGCACCCUUUACAUUCUAUGCAACUGCUGCUGGUAUUGUUGCUGCUUUUAUCUCAGUCUUCUGGUCAUUUGGUUACAUCCGUCUCUCUGAAAGGCUUAGAAGAACAUCAAAAGAACCUGCUAAGGCUCCUCCACGCGCUGAUGUUGUUAAGAGCCUGAAAAAUGGCAUUGUUCUUAAUAUUCUUGGGAUGGCGCCGCUGUUCUCGGCAUGCAAGCUACUGUCGGUGCUUUGGUAG